CUAUUAAAGCCAACAUCCUUAAAGAGUAUCCAAAAAAUGCUCUUAUUAAAUACAAGGCACCAAUUAUGGAUAAACAACCACUAGACAAUAUUUUUAGAGCGGUCUAUAGUUCAAAACCUGAUGAUGAAGAUGAAGAAACCCUUCAAGCCUGGUUUUACAUUGAAAGUUUAUUUAAAAACAUGGGAAUAUUG
Messenger RNA from Racocetra persica, 191 nucleotides. NCBI's taxonomy places the organism in Eukaryota, Fungi, Glomeromycota, Glomeromycetes, Diversisporales, Gigasporaceae. The record is from the annotation of a GenBank genome assembly.